Molecule: messenger RNA, 1817 nt
Organism: Chiloscyllium plagiosum (whitespotted bambooshark)
Lineage: Eukaryota; Metazoa; Chordata; Chondrichthyes; Orectolobiformes; Hemiscylliidae
Gene: plekhj1
Product: pleckstrin homology domain containing J1
Biological process (GO): endosome organization; retrograde transport, endosome to Golgi; receptor recycling
Cellular component (GO): early endosome; trans-Golgi network; recycling endosome
Source: RefSeq, a predicted model, not a curated record
GUUUUCAAUAACUUUAUUGACAGCAAGAAGCGGCGGAGCUUGAGGGAAGUCGAAUGUUGGGGCGAGGCGCGGUUUUUGUUCUGUCUCGAGCUCGGUGUCCGUUGGUCAUGUCGUACGAGUCUUCCCCUCCCCCCCGCAGCUUCAAGUCCUGAUUUACCGCUCGCGUGGGUGUUUCCGUGUUUUAUUGACUUUUAGAUAUGCCGCAGACCUUGUCACUAUUUAAUACCAACGGCACGUACCUCCUCCUUCGCUUCCAGCGGUAACGCUGACCAGGUGGGGCAGCUGGGUCCGGAGGGAAGGAGCUGCUUUUUAAAUUAAAUUUUAACAUCCACCUUAGUGAGGGAGGGGGUGAUUGUUGAAGGGGAAAGGCCUGCCCGCUCGCUGCCAUGCGAUACAAUGAGAAGGAGCUUCUGUGUCUCUCCAAGCAGCCCGCCGAGAAGGCGGCCGAGCUCACCAUGAAGGGCCCGAAGCGCAACGACGCUGCAAAAUGUCGUCUAGUGAAGCUAGUUGUCAACUUUCUUUUCUACUUUAGAAUUGAUGAAGAGGAGCCUGUUGGUGCCUUAUUGCUUGAGCAGUGUAGAAUCCAAAAGGAGGAAGACACUGGCUUCUCGCUAGUAUUUGUGGAUGAACCAGAAAGAAAAUACUCAUUUGUAUGUGACAAUAAAGAUGAAUGUGAGGAGUGGAUUGAAGCUUUGACAAAAGCCAGCUAUGAGUACAUGCGGAACAGUUUAAUUUUUUACAGACAUGAAAUCGAAAAAAUAACUGGAAAAGAUCCAUUGGAGCAGUAUGGAAUUUCAGAAGAAACUAGAUUUCAAACCAGAUCCCAGAGGCUAUAGGUUCUGAUGGAACUGGAGUGCUCCUCUAGUUUUUUUUUAGGUCUAGUUAAUUUUUUUAUUUUGCAUGGACAGUGGUGUUCUUAUGGGAUCUGAAUGGUUUGAAUUGAAUGUUAUUUAUGAUUUUUGUAUCUUAAGGCUUUAUGGGGAAUUAAUAUUUUAGAACAGAACUUGAGUAUUGCUAAAAAAAAAUCUUGUCAAAGCUUUUGAUCUGGUGCUGGUCAGGACAAUUAACACUAAUUCAAGGAGACAACCAACAGUUACACUACACAAGGAGAAUGUUGAUGGAUAGUCAAGCCAUCCUUUAUUUAAAUUUAAUCAGGUGGGUUGACUGAUUUAUCAGGGCAGUGCACACACAAGAACCAGCAAAUGGCUGUCACCUGAGUUUAAACAAGGACAGUAUAUGUACAACCUCUGUCUGUGAAGACCAGAGCUCUGUAGAAAUGUGGUUUGCAGUGUGGGACACUUGCAUGCGCAGGAAGCUACAUAUAAAUACACAGGGCCCAGUUCUUGUGUACAUGAACUCAACCUGUUUGAACACCAUAAAUUAACAGAUGACUUGACUUAUCAACUGUUUUGUGUGCAACACCUAGAUCAGUUGGAAUCAAUCUACCUGGCAAGUAACAGCCAUACUUAAAGCUGAUUGGUUUAAAAUUUAUAGUAAAUGCUCCUAAAAUUUAAAUUGAUCUCUAGUGAACCACCCUGAAUUUUAGAAUGAAAUUUUAUCUCAAGGCUUCACUUCAAAGUGAUGGCCUAUUUAUGAGAGAGAAUCAGAUUGACAACUCUUCAUUGGGACUUCACUUUAAGUAUGUACACUGUCCUGGCAGAAAUUACUGUGACUGUAAAUACUUCAAAUUUGCAUGUAUAUUAGUGACUUUUAAAUUUUGCUCCUGUACUGCCAUAAAUGUAGAAGUCUUGUUCAAAUGGAAGCCCUAUUAACAUAGAAUUCCAACAUUGUAAAAUAAAACAAAGCUUUCAUUUUUA